Molecule: messenger RNA, 2367 nt
Organism: Oncorhynchus gorbuscha (pink salmon)
Lineage: Eukaryota; Metazoa; Chordata; Actinopteri; Salmoniformes; Salmonidae
Gene: eif4e2rs1
Product: eukaryotic translation initiation factor 4E family member 2 related sequence 1
Exons: 9
Coding region: 560-2329 (589 amino acids)
Biological process (GO): translational initiation
Cellular component (GO): cytoplasm; eukaryotic translation initiation factor 4F complex
Molecular function (GO): translation initiation factor activity; RNA 7-methylguanosine cap binding
Source: RefSeq, a predicted model, not a curated record
UUAUAAAAGUUGUCAACAGUUUGCUAAAUAGAAAAUCAUGUAGCUAGAUACUGAGACCAGAACCGUUCUUUUAUAGCUGAAUGAGAAAGCUACCCGUCUUUCUCCAGCAGAGAAAGAGAGACGGGGGGAAGGAGUGACUGAAGACAGACGGCGCCGCUGUGGAAAGCAGAAGUAGUUAGUUACAGUAGUUAACUAGCUAGCCAGAAUGUUUAGCUACUGUAGCUAGUUAGCUAACUUGUAUUGUGUUAAGUAUAACUACCAGGCCAGCUAAAAACGGGCUGGUGUGUGUAAUAACUCCAGACUGCUCUCCCGGUCUCGGCCGGGGCUCCAUGGAAGAGCUGCUGGGACGGAACAAGGAACGGGACUGCAACCGAGGCUCACCCCAAAGCCCUCUGCCCAUCUCUCUGGUCCAACGGGGUAUUAUUACCGUGGCCUGGGAACGGGAGUUACGGCCGACCGAGCGGCGAUGGGUGAUGAGAUGUCAUGUAGCGAACUCCUAUAGAAGCUCCAUCUCUUCGCCAGGUUAAAACCCGCUACAGAAUCCGGGAUCCUGGACAAGAUGAGUGGGGGGAAGAAGAGGAGUGGCUUCCAGAUUACUAGUGUGACGUCAGACUACACGCAGAGCUCUGGGGAAGCCCCACCCCAUGUUCAGGCCUCUAGCCAAUCAAAUCCCUCCCUUCAGUCCUCCAGCCAAUCCACUGAUUCCUCCCAGCCUGGCCUCUCCCACCAGCAGGGAAGUUUCUCCCAGCCGACGACUCCCCUCUCUCUGAGGAAAUCCAACUCGCAAGAUGCUGUGGGGCAAGGGUCCAGGUUUCGAGUUGUCAGAUUGGGCCAGGGCCAUGGAGGACCCUAUUGCCGGGGGCGGUGGACCUGUACGGACUUUUUGGAAAGAGAGGAAGGGGUGGGGCCUAGAUGGGUGAUGGACAGCAUGAGACACGCCUACUCUCUGGAGUCCCUGGAGGGGAUUGGUCUACAGAGGACUGGGGGAGGGGCUGGAGGCGAGCUGCUGGGGCACGUGCGCACUCUCAGGACAGGACACCUUGUUCACUCUCAGGAUACCUCCCACUUGCUGGCCCAGCCAAUAGGGUCAGAUGGGGAGGGGUUUGGAGGGCUGAAGCCUCUCCUCCACAGCGACCCGCCCAACCCCACACACCUGGAAAGAUUCAACUUGCGAGUGGUCGACUCCAUGCCCCCCCUGCCCAGCCCCCGCCCACGGAACAUCCCACCCCCUCUACGCCUGGAUGUGGACGCUACCGGGAGGUCUCUUUUGAGAGUGUCUCAUUCCCAGCCCAGCUCCCCUGGGCCCCCCCUACAGGGUAGAGAUGGUACUUUCCUACCCAGUCUGAUUCCCAUCCAGACUUCUUCGGCCUGGUCCAUGUUCGGCUCCGGGGAGGCUGUCCAUCUGCCAGGGGACGACAGUCUGAAAGAUGACGACUCAGAGGAUCAGGAUGAGACAGUCUGUAACCGGGAGGAAGACGGCUCCAUCAACAACAAUCGACGCAAGACGGUGAGUCCUGCAGUAGGGGAACAUCCUCUCCAGUAUAACUAUACCUUGUGGUAUUCUCGGAGGACUCCGUCCCGGCCCGCCAACACACAGAGUUAUGAACAGAACAUCAGACAGAUCGGCACGGUCGCAUCGGUGGAGCAGUUCUGGAAGUUCUACAGUCACCUGAUGCGACCGGGAGAUCUGACUGGCCACUCUGACUUCCACCUGUUUAAAGAGGGAAUCAAACCCAUGUGGGAGGAUGAAGCUAAUAAGAACGGAGGGAAGUGGAUCAUCAGGCUGCGGAAAGGUCUGGCCAGCAGGUUCUGGGAGAACAUUAUUCUGGCCAUGUUGUUAAUAUUGUUGUUGACAGGUCUGGCCAGCAGGUUCUGGGAGAACAUUAUUCUGGCCAUGUUGUUAAUAUUGUUGUUGUUGACAGGUCUGGCCAGCAGGUUCUGGGAGAACAUUAUUCUGGCCAUGUUGUUAAUAUUGUUGUUGACAGGUCUGGCCAGCAGGUUCUGGGAGAACAUUAUUCUGGCUAUGUUAUUAAUAUUGUUGUUGUUGACAGGUCUGGCCAGCAGGUUCUGGGAGAACAUUAUUCUGGCCAUGUUGUUAAUAUUGUUGUUGACAGGUCUGGCCAGCAGGUUCUGGGAGAACAUUAUUCUGGCUAUGUUGUUAAUAUUGUUGUUGUUGACAGGUCUGGCCAGCAGGUUCUGGGAGAACAUUAUUCUGGCCAUGUUGUUAAUAUUGUUGUUGACAGGUCUGGCCAGCAGGUUCUGGGAGAACAUUAUUCUGGCCAUGUUGUUAAUAUUGUUGUUGUUGACAGGUCUGGCCAGCAGGUUCUAGGAGAACAUUAUUCUGGCCAUGUUAUUAAUAUUGUUGUU